Messenger RNA from Trametes versicolor FP-101664 SS1, 1074 nucleotides. Its product is annotated as Clavaminate synthase-like protein. Gene Ontology annotation, molecular function: dioxygenase activity. The transcript is spliced from 7 exons. Lineage: Eukaryota; Fungi; Basidiomycota; Agaricomycetes; Polyporales; Polyporaceae. Bases 1 to 1074 code for a protein of 357 amino acids. The record is from RefSeq and is a predicted model, not a curated record.
AUGCCUGGUCUGACGACUUUCCCACCGUUUCCGGAAGGUAUCCCAACGCACCCGUUACUCGUCAUUGACUAUCAGCUGGUGAAAGCUGGCAACGAAGAAGAGAUUGAGAAACUGUGGAAGGCGGCCACCGCACUCGGGUUUUGGUAUCUCAAAAACCAUGGCGUUGACGACGAGGUCGACGCAAUGUUCGACAUGGGCCGCGAGACUCUUGCUUUACCGCUCGAGGAGAAAAUGAAGUACGAGCAAGGCGACCAGGGCUUCUCGUUUGGUUACAAAGCUGCCGGGGUCCAGUUCAUGGAUGACAAUGGCACGCGCGACGUGACUGAGUUCCUCAACAUCUCGAAGGACGACGCUCUCGCGUGGCCCACUCCCUUCCACCGAACGUACCCUUCUACUGUCGAUGCACGCAUGGAAUCUACCAUCAAGCCGUUCGUGCAGAAGUCCUUGACAAUCAAUCAUUUCUUGAUCGACAUCCUGAACGACAAGCUUGGUCUUCCUAAGGGUACUUUGGCGGCCUUUCACAAGGCGGAGGAAGCCAGUGGAUGUACAGCACGGUGCAUCAGGACGCCUCCUCACCUCGAACAGUCGGAGAAGAAUUUCCUCAAUCCGCACACCGACUUUGGGUCGUUGUCGUUCCUGCACAACCGUUUGGGGGGCCUCCAAGUCCUUCCUCCCGGUAGCGAUAAGUGGCUCUACGUGAAGCCGAUUCCCGGCCAUGCAAUCUGUAACAUCGGCGACUCUCUCAACAUCUUCAGCGGUGGAAUACUGCGGUCGAACAUUCACCGUGUCGUUCCGCCGCCCAAGGAACAGGCACAAUACGAGCGCUGGUCCCUUGUAUACUUCACGCGUCCGCAUGAUGACGUCGUUCUCCGCUCUCUCUCUGACCAGAGUGCCGACAUUGCCGAGGCGGCCUCCAAGGCGCCACUCGAGAAGUACAAUCCUGGGGUGACGGCGAAUGAAUGGCUCACGCGCAGGGUGAAGUCGCAGCGAGUCACGAACUAUAAGGGUCCCGAGAGUUGGAAGGACCGCAGGGGAACAGAGGACAUUACUGUCGUCCCUCACAUCAAGAUCUAG